AUGCCACUAGUCAAUCAGCAAGCACAAAACUCACAACGCACUUACUUGAGACGAGAUCCUCAGAACAAGGCGUUAGGUUACGCUUCGGCUUUCCUCACGGAGACAUCGAACCAUCGAGGUGUGUGUAACAGUUCUCCUUCUUGCGCAGUGACAUCCGUUCUACCUCAGACUCCAUUUGCUUCAAAGAAUCAGUUAUGGCAUUUUGAAAUGUGUUAA
This is a messenger RNA of Lathyrus sativus (Indian pea), 216 nucleotides long. Lineage: Eukaryota; Viridiplantae; Streptophyta; Magnoliopsida; Fabales; Fabaceae. The record is from the annotation of a GenBank genome assembly.